Messenger RNA from Eublepharis macularius, 4250 nucleotides. RefSeq names its product metabolism of cobalamin associated A (gene MMAA). The transcript has 8 exons. The coding region runs from base 866 to 2122 and encodes 418 amino acids. Gene Ontology annotation, cellular component: cytoplasm. Lineage: Eukaryota; Metazoa; Chordata; Lepidosauria; Squamata; Eublepharidae. The record is from RefSeq and is a predicted model, not a curated record. Gene Ontology annotation, molecular function: GTPase activity; GTP binding.
UCUCGUUGGCCUUGAAGGUUGCCUGGCAGCCCAGAGCCUGACUGGAUUUCGGGAUGGGGGAGGACUGUAGGAUUUAUUCUGGUUACUCUGGCUGCCUCGUAAAGGAAGUGCUGCUCUCUGUCCCUUGACUAUGGCAGAAGCGCAAGUCACUUUUCUUAUUGUUAAGAAAAGGCUCCUUUGUGAGUGGAAUAAGCUCAGCACAGAAGUUAACACAGCUGAAGCUGCCUGGUGUAAGGCGAAAAGGACUUGCGUCCCAGGCGCAUUCGCUUCAGCAGUAAACCCCAUGGAGCUGAGUUAAGCGUAGUGCGGAUUGUGCAGUUGGAAACGCAGCUGUAAAAAAAUGCAUUCAUGUGCUAUAGGUCUCUGUAAUAUGUUAAAUCUUUCAGUACCCUUCAGUUAUUAGCGAAUGUUGAAUUUCUUUCCCUUGCAAGGGGCGGCGCCCAUAUUCUUUUUGUUUAUCUCUGUUUUGAAUCUUCCCCUGCUCUUCCCUUCCUUUAAGUGUUUUGGUUUUUUUUUUAACAUUCUUUUUAUGGAAAAUAGAAUUGAGUUGUAAUUAAAGUCACUGGAGCACAGCCGGGCUGUAGUAAUAUACACAGCUCCUUUGCCUAGAGUCAGGUAAAGAUUUGGGUAGCAAAGUCUGCUUGCUGAGAAAUCCAUGCUAGGAGUAGACCCUUUGCAUUUUAAACUGUAACACUGUUUAUGUUUUUCAUAUGGUAACUCAAAUCUAAAUUUGUUUUAAGUCAAUAAACGUUGUGUAGGCUUAGGUCCUGGGAAUAAUAAAAAGCCCCCUUUACACUGGAGCCUGGUUUUCGUGUGACCUAAUAGAGAAGCUGUCUAAAAACGGAUCUCCCUGACUUAAGACAAAAUGAAUGCAUCAUCACUGCUGCUACGAUUUCCUCCCUACCAGUUUUUAAAGACUACUAAGAAAUCUUCUUUGAAUAGUUUUUGUUCGAGAUUCCUUCUAGGAUCUACUUUUCCAUAUGGCCGACAGGCUAAUUUGCUACAUCCUCGUUUUUCAAGGCAAAUGAUGAUAUCUUCAAAGGGCUUGAAGACUGGCCUGUAUUGUCCAGCAACAGUAGAUCAACAAAUGCAGGAGCUCUCUGCUAAGGAGCAAAGACUUUUAGAUAAACUGUACAAUGGGCUUAUCCAUGGGCACAGGGCCUGCUUGGCAGAAGCCAUUACUCUCAUAGAAUCCACACACAGCAGGAAAAAGGAGAUUGCACAGGUGCUCCUUCAGAAGGUACUAUCCUACCACAGAGAACAAGAACAGUUAAAUAAAGGAAAGCCGCUAGCCUUUAGAGUGGGGUUAUCUGGCCCUCCUGGUGCCGGGAAAUCAACAUUUAUUGAAUGCUUUGGGAAAAUGCUCACAGAAAGAGGACACCGAGUGUCUGUAUUGGCAGUGGACCCUUCCUCUAGUACAAGUGGUGGAUCACUCUUGGGUGAUAAAACCCGAAUGACUGAAUUGUCAAGAGACAUGAAUGCUUACAUCAGGCCAUCCCCAACCAGAGGAACACUGGGUGGUGUGACACGGACCACAAACGAAGUCAUUCUGCUGUGUGAAGGAGGAGGCUAUGACAUUGUUCUCGUAGAAACAGUAGGCGUGGGCCAGUCAGAGUUUGCUGUUGCUGAUAUGGUUGAUAUGUUUGUGUUGCUGUUGCCACCAGCAGGAGGUGAUGAAUUGCAGGGUAUCAAACGAGGAAUCAUUGAGAUGGCAGAUCUUGUUGCUGUCACCAAAGCUGAUGGAGAUUUAGUUGUGCCAGCACGGAGAAUUCAAGCAGAAUACAUCAGUGCCCUGAAAUUACUUCGUAAGCGCUCCAAGAUUUGGAGCCCAAAGGUCAUGCGUAUCUCUGCCAGGACUGGAGAAGGCAUCUCUGACAUGUGGGAUAAGAUGACAGAAUUCCGAGAGCUCAUGCUUGCAAGUGGUGAGUUGAUCACCAAACGGCGGAGACAGCAAAAAGUGUGGAUGUGGAACGUAAUCCAAGAAAACGUACUGGACCAUUUCCGGAGUCACUUGGCAGUGAGAGAUCAGAUUCCGCUUCUGGAGGAGAAGGUUGUCAGUGGGAUCCUGUCUCCAGGGCUGGCCGCAGACCUAUUGCUGAAUGCUUUUAAAGGGAGAUCCUAACGCUGAUAUCAAAUAUCAACAUAAUUUUUUGUAAGGCAUCUUAAUUUAUACUUCAAUGAACUUCACACUUUGUCUGAUAGAAACUGAUCUGAAAAUGUAAGUCAUUCCUGUUUUCUUAAACCAUGAUGUGUCACAAUACUGUGCUUUAUGGAGCUAUUGCAUUAUUGAUUGGAAGUCACGGUUAAUUUGCCAGGGAAUACUAGUGACCACUGAAGAAUGUAAAUUUUUGCCCCGGGCUGACAACUGGCACUAUGACAAGUGACAUAGCGUAGCACUGGUCAUGCAGUUUUUAUUGUUAGCUCUCCCCUCUCCCCCAGCUAUUUGUACAAUUCCAAUUUACUAUUAACGUGGUAGAGUGAAUUGCAUGUUGGUUUGUCUUUCAUGUAAUUCAAGACUUCAGUUUCAUUUAUACAGCUCCAAUAAGGUAAUUUGGAUUAAAAAUGGGUGGUCCAAAUCUUUACCUCAACAACAUAAUAAAGUGGUUUUGCAGAGAAGUACCUCAAACCAGUAGCAGCCCCUGAUCCUGUGUAUGUUGUUCUGGUUGGAGCCACCAGAAGAGUUCACACAAGGUGUUGGUGGGGAGGAUCUUUGCUGCCUUUCCCUUCCUCAAGCCUCCCGCUGUUGUUGGUCCCCAGAGUCCUUUCUGAGGAUUAGUAGAGAAUUGCCUCUCUUUCUCUCUUCUGUUGAUGUAAGCUUCAAUGGAAGGGGGGCAGUGAUAUGACUUUAUUCACCGUUAUUAGAGGGAAUGAAGUAAUUCGAGUGAGGAAAUCUUCAGCUCCUUCCAUUUCCUCCUCCUCUGUUCUUGAUCCAGCCCCAUGUCUCUGUUUUAUGUGAAUAUGCCUUGCUUAGUACCUUCUGCCACAAAUUGUGGGGACAGGCUCUACUUGUAUCAAGGUAUGAGUGUAUAGGCUUCGGUUCAUGUUACGUUUGUAGCCUUGUGCAUGUGUACUUGUGAAUAAGCCCAAAACAUAGUUGGACUUGCUUCUGAAUAAACGUGCAUAGGAUUGGUCUGUAACUGUUUACUCUGAUUUGUGGGAUGUCUGUCGUGUUGCCAACAUACAGGUAAUGCCAAUUGGGAAACUUCAUCGACAACCUUGGAGGGAGUGACUCAGUUUAACUGCAAGAAGAGGAAGAAGAGGAGGCGAUUUAAAAGAAUAUGAGGAAAGCCUCACAAUGCAAAUGCUUCCCCAGGAAUACAGUACCUGGUGUCAGAGAUAAGAAAAGGCUCUAACACUACUAGAGUCACAGCCUUCUAAAUCCAUUGAUUUGAGGUGACUUAGAACUCUGCUUGGAAUUCCCCUCCUGCCACCCUUUGGACAAGGCUGCACCCCUCAAACCUGAUUUUCUCCUUCCACUAAAGUUGCUUGAAUGAUUUGCUGUUGUCUGGCUGUUCCAUUAAGUUCAGCAGACUAAGUUGUUGACGGCAACAACCGAAAGGAAACAAUCAGCAGACUUAUGUAAAAUUGCUACUUUACAGCUCAUGUCCUCAUGGCCAAGUAUCUGUUCUUGGCUCCCGGGGUGCCUUUGCCCUUCAGCCCUCUUUCUCCUGAAGCCUUUGAAGAGAUCAAAAGCUGUGCUGGCAAGGUCUGGAAACAGCUCAGGCAGACAGACAAGAACUGUGCCUCGACCUAUGGUGGAGCUUAUGGAAAUAAGGCACUAGAUGCAGCCACCAGUUGCCAUGUGGCUCCCUCCUCUCCUACCAGAAUACACAAGCCUCAUCCACCACCGUGAGCAUUUUCUUGGGUAGACUAGAUCUUGGGGAAAUAAGCCUUGGAAGAAAAUGAAUGGCUUGCAGGAGACACUGGAUAAUGGAGGUGCCAUGAAACUGACUCUGCUACCUCCCCCUCCCUUUGUGGAAAUGUGGGUCAGGUAGUGAAAUCAAAGAGGACAGGCGAGGACUAUUCUGGAGCUCUUGUAGCCCUCUCUUUGUCUUAUCCGGUGUUGUUUUUGAAUCAACACUCCUUACAAUAUUGGUCAGGGUGGUGCUAUGGUCAGUGGGUACUAUGUAAUAAAAUUGUUUAUUCAUUUAUACCCUGCCUUUCUCCCUAAGGGGGGGACUCAAAGUGAUUUACAUUGGUCUCCUCUCCAUCAUUUUUAUCCUCACCACAACCCAGUGAAGGGGAUUAGG